CUACUUCUCUACUGGGCAUCCACUCGGGGGCUACAUAUAUUCAGGACCUAGCAGGCUCUUUCCUUGCCAGCCAGAGCAGUCAUGAAAGAUAAAUCUGUAGAAGAGCAGUUCUGUAUCACGUUCUCAAAGGUGGCUGUGAAGAUUUUGAGGAGCUUCUGGGAUAGGCACAGUAAAGGCUAUAGGGGUUGGGGAUCACUAUUGCUGUUCUGUGGGCUGCAGGAACAAGAAAUUACUCUGCAACUUUCAAGUCCACUUGUGUAUCUGUGGAGAUGAGAUGACUUUUUCAUGCUUAUUUGCCCCUAUUUCUUGGAAAAUCAGCUAGUUAACUGUUACAUCUAUUGUAUUCCACAUCUGUGGUACUGUAGCCUUUAAUUUUGAUCCCUUUGUAUUAUUUUAAUGUGCUCUGGGAAACUGCACCCUGUUCCUUAGUGCUGCCUGUGAAAAUCUCAAAUGGCUUUGAACUGCUCCCUGUGAAGUCCUUUCCUGUGGAUCCUAAUGGCUUUGGUGAGAAGAAGGUGCAGCUGUCUUGAGGAUCACACUGCUGAUAGUUUGGGCAAAAACAGAUGGCCGUGACCUAAAAAGACAUUCCUAACUUGUGAAGGGACCCCAGCAAACCAGAUCUGAAGGGCACUGAUGAAGCUGGUGGUACCUGUUCAGGAUGCAGGUGGGACACCUUGGACACUCAAGAUGUCUGUUAGAGACAGUAUCUUCUUUUCUGCUGGCUAUUUGGAUGAGCACAGCAUGCUAAGGAGGCAUUGUUUGAGCAGAAAUUCACACCUUGUGUUCAGCAUGAAUCUUCUGAGUGUGAGAGGAUGAAGCCAGACUCUUAACAGGCACUGUGUGAGAUCAGGUGUGUGCCCUGAUAUGGGCUGGCAGCCCUAGGGAAACACACAAGGGUUGCCAGGGAGCUCUGCCUUCACUGGGUGAGCACCAGAAUGAGGGAGCUUCUGAAGCAGCUGUAAAACAGCCACAGGGAAGCUGAGCACCAGGUAUCAUAUCCUUGAAUGUUUCCUCCCUGACAUGCUGAAUAAGAAGCAGCCCAAAUGGCUCUUCUAAGAUUGCUGCUAGAAUGGUCACAAGCAGCUGGCUUUCUCUGUGACAGAUGAAGCUCUCGCAGGGCACAGAAUGAACCAAACUGCUGUGCUCUUGGUUCUCUGCUCCCCUCCUCCUGGUACUUCAGAACCUAUUGUGAGGGGUUACUAGAGCUGUGUUUAGGAAGCCAGCAUCCACCCUUCCUGCUGGCACCAUUAUCCAUGCUUCCCCAAGCUGUGUGCUGAAUGGAGCAAUGAUUGUGUUUGCCAAACAUAAGCCAGUUUGGCAGAACAAACUUUUCGUAGAGAAUAGAAUCAUAGAAUUGUUAAGGUUGAAAAGGACCACUAAGGUCAUCUAGUCCAACCCCAACCCAGCUCCACCAUGCCUGCUAACCCACAUCUGCAUGGUUCUUGAACAGCUCCAGGGAUGGUGACCCCACCACCUCCCUGGGCAGCCUGUGCCAGUGCAUCACCACUCUUUCUGAGAAAAAUUUCUUCCUAACACCCAACCUCAACCUCCCCUUUGACUACCUGAGGCUAUUCCCUCUCGUCCUAUUGCUAUUAUGUGGGAGCAGAGGCCGAGCACAGUAAAGCCCAGACCUCUCCAAGUGUUUGUGUGUGCUUUGCUGCUUCACAAACAGCUUGUCCUGCCUGUUCAUCAACGCUGGGUGGGCGUUAAGGUCUCUUCCCACCCUAAGCCGUGCCAGCAAGAUGGCUGCCGCCCCGGAGCGCACUACGUCUCCCAGCAGCCCCCGCGCCCCACCGCUCCCGCCCUGCCCCGCGCGCCCAACCGCCCCCGUUUGAACCAUGGCGGCCUGUGCUGAAGCGCUGCCCGAGGAAUGGCUGCUCUACCUCGUCUCCACCCGCGCCGCCACCUUCCGCAACUGGCCCUUCACCGAGGGCUGUGCCUGCACGCCCGAGCGGAUGGCGGCGGCGGGCUUCGUGCACUGCCCCAGCGAGAACGGCCCCGACGUGGUGCAGUGCUUCUUCUGCCUCAAGGAGCUGGAGGGCUGGGAGCCCGACGAUGAUCCGCUCGAGGAACACAAAAAGCACUCCGCGGGCUGCGCUUUUGCCUCUCUUCAGAAAGAUCCCGCUAACCUGACGCUGCAGGAGUUCUUGAAGCUGGACAAAAAGCGGACCAGAAACAUGAUCAAAAAAGCUAUUUCUCAGAAGGAGACCGAUAUAGAAGAUGCAGCCAAGAGCGUGCGGCAUGCGAUAGAGAACAUGGGCCCCUAGGCUCCUCUGGUCUCUGCCAGGUGUAUGUGCUGUGACACUGCCACGCUGACUGAAUGACUGUUUCCUGGGACCACCUCCACAAUGGCCACGCCUGUGAGAACCCAAACAGCACUGAAUUCUUCUUUACUCACCUGAGUCUGUCCAGGAAGUACCUGGGGUUUGGUGCAUUGCAUAGAUUGUCUUUUUCAGCAGGGAUUCUUUUAUUCUUCCCCUUACUUGUGCUUUUAUUUGUUCUUUUUAAAAUCUUGUUUUGUAAACUCAGUUCUUCCUAUUUUGGAAGUGCUGUUAGCCCUGCUGCAAAAAACUUGUUUCUUGCGAGGGCUGGCAGCCAUUUCCAUUUUUGUACAGAUGGUCUUUUUCAGCAGGGAUUCUUUUAUUCUUCCCCUUACUUGUGCUUUUAUUUGUUCUUUUUUAAAUUUUGUUUUGUAAACUCAGUUCUUCCUAUUUUGGAAGUGCUGGUAGCCCUGCUGCAAAAGCUCGUUUCUUGCAAGAGCUGGCAGCCAUUUCCAUUUUUGUACUAAAUGUACUUAUGGAUACUUUUAGAAAUAAAAAGGAUUAAAACUUC
Messenger RNA from Numida meleagris (helmeted guineafowl), 2832 nucleotides. RefSeq names its product baculoviral IAP repeat containing 5 (gene BIRC5). The coding region runs from base 1839 to 2267 and encodes 142 amino acids. The record is from RefSeq and is a predicted model, not a curated record. NCBI's taxonomy places the organism in Eukaryota, Metazoa, Chordata, Aves, Galliformes, Numididae. The transcript is spliced from 4 exons.